AUGCGGGACUUGGCUAAUAAGAUGGCCGAACUCAAAUUCGAGGCACCCCUGGCACAGUUUGAGGAGAGCGACGAGUGGGGCCCGGUCGAGUACCAGUCGUCGAAUGUGGCCACCACCAACGGCAAGGCCGCGGCCGUCACCAUCAGCGACAGCCUGAAUCUGAACAAUCUAAAAGAGUCGCUCCGUUCCGUUGACGGCAACCAGCAGCAGCAGCACCAGAAAGAGGAUGAUCUGAACGAGCUGAACGAUAACCUGCUGCUCGGGGACGAUAUGCUGCGCGGGGCAGAUACGACGAACGGUGGUGGAACCGCCGCGAACAACAACAACAACAUUAAGCUCGGACCGAUCAAGGACAAUAUCGACUUUGCGGAAGCGUUCACCGGCAGCCUGGAGGAUCUCGUCAACACAUUCGAUGAGAAAAUCACGAAAUGCUUCGGAAACUACGAGCAGUCGGUCGAGGAGCUAGCCCCGGUGCAAGUUCGCACACAAGAGGAAAUCAUGAACGAGUGCCAGAUGUGGUGGACGAUUACCGGCAACUUUGGGAAUAUUCUGCCGAUCGACUGGUCAAAAACGUACGCCCGACAGAUGCACGUACCGGCGUUGAACCUUGGUAUGCGCAAACCCGGCACCCCCGACGAUGAACUGCUCCAGGAUCUCAGCUCGGAGGACGAGGCGGUUGCGAAUGAUCUCGACAUGCACGCGCUUAUACUGGGUGGGCUGCACGCGGACAACGAACCUAUCAAAACGGCGGAUGAAGUGAUCAAGGAGAUCGACGACAUCAUGGAUGAGACCGGUUCGGAGGAUGGCCAGCUCGAAAACGAGGUGAUCGAGAAGGCGAAGGAAGUACUUGGAUCACCGUUGUACGAAGAAAAGCUGCGUGCCCUUUCGAUCACGCAGUUGAACGAGCUGUACAUGGAGAUGGAGGUGCUGAUUCGCGAGUUCUCCGAGACGCUCAUUUCAGAACUGGCCCUGCGGGAUGAGCUUGAGUACGAGAAGGAGCUGAAGAACACGUUCAUUUCCCUACUGCUGGCUGUGCAGAACCGUCGCCGCCAGUACCAUGUGGAAAAGAAAAAGGGUAAGGCCGGCGGCAAGGGUUCUGCUGGUACCAUCAACAGCUCAGGUAUGGACCCGAAGUAUCUCACCACAGUCAUUCCCUACCAGUUGAACAGCACCCCAGAUAAUCAAACGCUACAAGUAUUGAUUAAAAUUCUGAAAGCUAUCAAUGAAGACAGUCCAACCGUUCCUACGCUGUUGACGGACUACAUUCUGAAAGUGCUGUGUCCGACGUAA
Messenger RNA from Anopheles nili, 1290 nucleotides. RefSeq names its product fasciculation and elongation protein zeta-2 (gene Unc-76). NCBI's taxonomy places the organism in Eukaryota, Metazoa, Arthropoda, Insecta, Diptera, Culicidae. Gene Ontology annotation, cellular component: axon; cytoplasm. The coding region runs from base 1 to 1290 and encodes 429 amino acids. The record is from RefSeq and is a predicted model, not a curated record. The transcript is spliced from 5 exons.